Molecule: messenger RNA, 7188 nt
Organism: Bursaphelenchus okinawaensis
Lineage: Eukaryota; Metazoa; Nematoda; Chromadorea; Rhabditida; Aphelenchoididae
Source: the annotation of a GenBank genome assembly
AUGCAAGCUCCAAUGACAACAGAAUACUUGGCCAUGAUAACACAGGGCCUGAACAAUCUUGGCAGUCCGCUUGGAGCAAAGCUUGUAGGUUUACGCAACUAAUUAGGAUAAAGUAGGAUAUUACAGGAUAGGGGUGUCUUGAUAAUUUAUUGUUAGUCUUUUUUUCACUCUACUUUUAAUGGAAAAACGUUCUUUCAGUAGCUGUAUACACACAAUUUGCGUUUUGUGUUUCUGUUUGUUGCAGAGUUCAUUCCGACCGCUUUUUUUCUGAAAAGACAGCUUGAAUAAGAACUGGGUAAAGAAAUAACGGACUAAAGUGGUGACGAAAAGUCGGGAAAAAAAGUCUUUGAAAGUAAUGUAAAAUAACAGAAUUUUAAAUUUAUUAUAAUGUAAAACAGUGUUUUACUUGAGUUAAUGAUUUUCAUAGAGUUAGGGUAAACGUUUUUAUAAGACAUGACAGGAUUUUACAAUCUACAACGCACUGUUGUUAUAAACAAAACUAAAAAACAUUUAAUUUUUUUAAGUAUGCUGAAAGUGUUUUCUUUUGGUCUUUAGACACAUUUGGUUAUAGAGCGGGUGCUACUAGCAUUGACUAUAACAUAAUGCCUCAAAUAUAUAAGGUCACAGAGUUACACUAGAAAUGACCAAUGGGUUGGGCCUGAGCCAAAUAAAACACGUCUGGACUAGGCUUAAGAAUUUUUUGAUCGGGACCGGCUCGUGUCAACGUUACACAAAUUUUAGCGAGCAAAGAAGUAACAAUUGCGUGCUCUGGUACAUGAAUUUAAUAUUUAAUUAACAUUGGGUAUGUUAGUGCUUAUUCAAGUGACUGUUUGUAGUCUCAAGUCUAGGUAAUUAAAAGAUAAUAACUUAACUGAUGUACCAAGUAAGUCUUUUGGCUUUUUCAAAGUUUUUAUUUUAUGAGAUUAAUUAGUUUUAAAAAUUAACUGUUUUAGGGAAAUUAAAAAUUAGUUUUUUUUUAUGUAUAUAGGUUAAAAAACAUCAUUACAUAAGUUUUACUUAGCGAUACGCCUUGGUUACCAUGACACUCCUUUAACUUUAAUUGCAUGCUGAAAAGAUAUUAUUUAUUGUAAGAAGGCAUACUUUCUUAAAAAAUUGUGGAUACGUAUAACCCUUUGAAAUAGUCGAGAACGAUAAAUUCGUGCUAAAAACAUCUUUGAAGAGCUUUAGCAGUUUAAUGUUUCUAACGACCAAAUGGAACGAAUCGUUUGGAACAAGCGUCUAACAAAUUAGAUAAACAAAAAAAAUUGGUCAUUGAGGGCUUUGAACAGUCGGCUGGAAGAAGGAAGUGUUUAGGUUUAAAGGUUUCGAUCUCAAGGCGGGAAUUACUGUAUUUUUUAUCAUAAUUAGUCAAAAUAUUGUACAAAUUCUUUUUUGGUAGUUCAGGAAUUAGGGAACAUACAUUCAAUAUUAAGUAUACUAUUUUAAAUUAAUUGUUAAAUUUUUUGCUACUAAUUUAACUUGCUGAUUUGUUAAAAUGCAAAAUUUAGGUUUGAAGCGGAAAAGUUAUUUUUCGGAAAGCGUUUUGCAAUUUGGUCAAUUAUUUGUUCGACGGAUUGAUAAGAUCUUCGCAUUAAAGUUUAAGAUGCGAUUUUAGUUUUUACGGUUAAUUUUUUAAAAGGUUACAAGGUUUUCAUAAAAAUUGCAACAAUUCUAUAUCGUUUGUUUUGAGGAUUGAAUUUAUGGUACUGACAAUCGUAUAUUUGUUUAAAUGCUGUUGCAAAGCGGUGAUCGCUUUGAUGGAAAAAAAAAUAUUUUUUAAAAUUUAUUGCAGUAAAAAAACGAAGAAAAAAGUAAACUUUUGUAACUAAAACGUUUUAAAUUUGAUUUUAUUUUUUGUUCCGCGUAACUCUAAUUUCAAUAAACGUAAACAAUUGCAAUUGUAGUUGGAAAACCGUGUUAAUCAAGUUUAACCAGUGUUUUGAAUCUAAUUUGUACAUAGAAAGAAACAACUGAUGUUUUCUUUUUUACCUUGUUGUGAUAUAAAAUUACAAAAUGUUUAAAAUAAUUUCAUUUGUUAAGGCAUUAUGUGUGUCGAAUUGCAAGUAUUAAUUAUCAAGUUUUUUAUUCGAAGGCAACGUCUCAUUCACACAUGUAAUUGCUUUUGGAAAAAUACCUUAUUUUUCUUGUGCUACCAGGCUUCGUAAUUUUAGUGGAUAUAAUCUCUGCUGCCAUGAAGCCCUUUUUGGACUCUUUUUGGUUAUUUUUGCUUUUUUUAUUAUCAGCUGCUUUUUUUCUCUAGAAAAGUUUACCAUCAAUAUUUUCUUUAUUGUUACUCAUUCAUGUCAGUGGUCUUUUUUCGCUAUUUUAUAUGUGUGCACAUUUUUCUCUGAACAAGCAAAAAACUGUAUUAUUUUUUGUUUCUAUUCAUUAUCAAUAAUGUAUCGUUUCUUUUUUUUUGUUAGGAAUGUCUAUCUCUCGCUGUUAUUCUUCACUCUCGACACACGCAAUGUUUCAUUUCAAAAAACACAGAGCCGGCGGGUUGGGAGGGAAGUCGAAAAAAUUGGUUGGAACGGAGGAGAGUUGAACCCUGUGCUUUCUAGGUUGCAUAGUAACUACAAAAAGUCUGUUUUUCCUUUAUCAUAAACGUUGAGCGAUAACGUUGCGUCGCAAAUUUUAUGGAAACUAUGUUAAAUGUCAUAUUGACUAUCGUUGUUUUUGAAGUUAUAAAUAUGUUGUAGGUAGAAAAAGUAAAUGAGGGGGUUGCUUUUUCAUACCAAUUUUUCGAAAAAACUUUUUUUUUAAAUUUGAAAUUUAUACAUGCAUGCAUGUAAACAUUUUUUAGCUACAACUUCUUUUUCUUUCUGACUAAAUGUAUCUUUGCCAUUUACCAUUUUUUUGUAAUGGAGACAUAUUUUUAAUUUUCGGUAAUGCAAAGUUUUUACAAAAUUCAUUUUAACGCUAAGUCUAUUCAGUAAAGCCAAUUAGCUGAAACACGCAUUUUACUUUUCACACCCAAACGCCUUCGGACGUUUUGCUUUUACAUUCUUUUGGGAGGAAAUUUCAAAACGCUUAACUGCGUUUGUAAUUUUAGUUUGUUGCGUUUUGUUUUUUAUAUAGUUAGUUUUUAAGGCUGUUCUUAUGAACUCUGGCUGGAAACAGAAUAAAGAAUUUUUUUACUUUAUUUUUUAUAAAGUUAAAUAUUUUUUAAAUCAAUCUAGUUUUUUACUUUGUUUUGUAUGUAUAUCACAGCUAGUCGUAAAUUUAAACUUUUUUUGUAGUUUAGCCAUUUCGAAUACAGUUUGUACCUCUCAAAUUAUUUUACGCAAAAUUUACGCUCCUCAAGAUAAUACCAGCUGAUUAAAUUGAAAAAGUAGAGUAUCUAAUUAGGCUAACUUUUAAUUUUAAGCUUAGCUAGUUUAAUUAGAAUCUUUUGUAGAAUUUUAAUCUAUGUAAACUCGGAAUUUUUCCAGCUUUGAUCGUUGAGCCCUUAAAAUGCACUCGCUCUCGUUUCUCGAGGCUUUUGCCUGCCGGCCCCCCUCUCUUUCCCUGCGACGUUUUUUCGUUUUCUCGACAUGCUCUUAUUUUCCAGCCUCACAUGUUCACUUCGUAUGACGUAAAGUUUAUGUUGUGCCCAUGUAUUUUGUAAAACGAAUGAAUCUUAUUGAUGCCGUUUUUCUUUUGGAUACUUCUUUUCACUUUGUCAUCGCGUGUAAUUGUAGGGUUUAGGUUGAUGGCAUAGUAGGGUUAGGGAUGUAACUUGUAAUUUAUUAACGGCUAAAAUACUAGUAACUGGAGAAAUUAUUGGAAGGUUGCUUACAACAGUUUGUCGUGUUUUUACAGUAAAGGGUUUUUUCAAACAUUUUUUUUAAGUUUUGAACGUACUCUUUUUGUUGGUAAUAGUCAUCCUCACUAUCGAAAUUUACGGGUUUCUAUUCUGUAAAACAAGCGUUUUUACAGCUCUGUUUCCCAUUUUAUUUGAAUGCUCUUUUUAUCAAAUUUAACGGUUUUCGCGAUCUCUUUUAAUUCUUAGCGGUUUUUUUAAUUUUUUUCUGUUAUUGACAUUAUAUUAUAUGAUCCUUAUAACGCUUUAAUGAAAAACGGUCCGGUGCUAGAAAUUGGGCACGACUCGUUGCUCUUGUCUAUUUGUUAUGCGUCGUGUCCUUUUGUAAAAAGGCUUGGUUUGAUUAACUUACUUUAAUCAGUUUGAUAGAUCUAUGCCCAGAAAGUGCGUUUUUUGUUUAUUUAUCUGAAAAGAACUAAAGAGAAAUUAUUAAGGAUCUAUAAAACAAAAGUUCACGAUUUUUUGAAUAUGAAAGAUUAUAAAACAGUUUAACAACUUUUUUGAAUUUUAAGAAUUUUGGAUUGUAAAUUACACUUUUUGUUCAUGCUUAAUCUUCUUCUUGACAGACAUUGUUUUUCGCUUUUUGAAUGGAGAUUACUUCCAUUUUACAAUACUGUUAUCGGGUGUUGCAUUAUAUUGGAUUCAUUUAAUUUGCGGCUUCUAUAGUAAUAAAAUUACAGAAACAAGAAAUUUUUGGUAAAAUCAACACGUACAUAUCUAUUUGUAUAAUUUUUUAUAAGGGUUUAAGUGUUUUUUAUUUGAGUUGUAUUUAUUUUUUAUAAUUUUAUAUCGAGAUUUUUGCAAACAAUAGAAAAUUUGCAAAUUUUCUGAUGAAUCAGUUCUUCAUUUUUUAAGGUACAUAAUCGCAUUAUAUUUCUUAUUUGGAUUGUUAAAUAAUAUGUAAUAGAACUGACGCGUGUUGGAUACAAAAAGUUGUUAUUUUUUCAAAAGUCAAAAUAAAGAUGAUUAAUGAAACAAUUGCGGGGUUUUCUUCUGUAUAACAGUGAGAACGAGAAAUACUAUGAGUUAUAAUAUUUUUUAAAAGCCUGCGAUGAGUAUUUGUUGGAAUUUGUUGUAAAAUUUUAAUAGCGUUUAUUUGCAAUUUUUCUGUGGGUUUAGUGAUUAAUGAGAUUAUAUAACUUUUUAGUAGUUUUUAAAAGCUUAAAUCUAAAAAACCUAACGAAAUAUCAUUUUAGUCUGCGUACAAAUUUGGGACGCCUAAAGACCUGGCCCAGUUUCCCAGUGCUAGCUUUUCAUAUCCGUUGUUGAAGGAAGCAAAAAUGGAGAUUGACGUGGUAGAUCGGACGAACGACUUUAUCCGGCAUCAUCAGCAUUACGUGCAGCCAAACUCGAGUAUUCAGCAGAAUUUUGCUGCUCCCUUGCUCCAUGACUUAAACUCAACUCCACCCGAAAUGGACUACGUUGUGCCCGGCCGACGCAGGUCCAAAAAGACGCUGUUUUGCGAUGUUUGCGGUGAUACGGUAAUAUUAAUUUAUUAUUUUUUUUGAUCUUUAGGCAUUGUUACUGAUUUUAUGUGGGAUGGUUUUUGAAUGAUUUUUUUAAUACUACUUAUUUGCUGGGAUUUUGGUGUUGAGAGAGACAGCAGGAAAAGAAAUGGGGGAUAAUUUUUUAAAAUUAUAGGCAUUGGGUCGCCAUUACGCAGUGAUAGCUUGCAACGGCUGUAAAGGUUUUUUUCGACGCAGCGUAUGGAAUAACAAACGAUACAAAUGCCGAUUUGAAGGACGAUGUGUUGUAGCCAAAGAACAAAGGAACGCGUGUCGCGCUUGUCGAUUAAAACGUUGUUUGGCAGUAGGAAUGAAUCCUCGAGGUAUUAUUUUUAUAUGCAAUAUAAAAACUUCUUAAUGGAGCUUAAGGUUAAUUUUGAAUACUGGUAAAAAAUUGAAAACAUAACUUUUCAUUUAUUAUAUACAUACUAAACUAUUGUUAUAGCGGUUCAAUACGAACGCAGCGAUUCAGAACAAGUUCAUACAACAUGGCGUUCCGAUGAAGCACAUCCGAACGAAACCGAACAAGUUGUUAGUGUUUCUGCUUUUAUGGGACAAGGCACAUCGACGGGAAAUGGUCCUUUAUCCCCGUACGUUCAACAAUGCAAUGCGGAAGUUCAAACCACUUCAUGUUCGUUGCCCAAAGUUAGUGCUGAAGGUCAAAUUUUGUGUCGAGAGUACGAUGAAAACGAAUUUAAGAGAACACCAUUAUUUAUACCGUCGCCGCAAGAGGAACUCAGGUUAAAUGCUGUCGUAUUUGAUCAAGAGGCUCAACGACAGGUUUGUUAAUUUGUUCAGGAGGGGAUAUUCAUUUUUAAAAAUGUUUUGAUUAAAAGAAAAAUUUUUUUUUAAACUGCAUUUAAAAAUAUAAAUCUUUGUUUAUUUAUUACAAUUUUAUUUUUUCAGGUAUUAUCAUUAAUUCAAAUAGACGAUCAGCUAGUUAACGGAGUGGACAACACCCCACAACUUAUUCAAAAUUCUAAAAAAGAUCCGAACGGUUAUCCAUUUAUUGAUCUCUUCCGAAAUCCGUCGUUGGUUUGUACGCGGAUUCGAAUUACGCCCACCGCUGAACGCAUUGCUGAAAUUGAGGACACUGUACAAGAUUGGCAACGCUGUUUGGUGUAUUUCAUUGAUUUUGUAAAGUUUGUUCCGGAGUUUCAAUCUAUCAGUCCGGAUGACCAAAUAUCGUUAGCUGAAAGCCGUUAUCCGGCGUUUCAUUGGUGGGCGGCUGCUAAUUGGACAGUACGAACGGGUUGUGACGGUGUAUGCUACUGCAAUGGCUCAUAUUUUCCAAGAAACCAACAAUUGCAACGGGUUUUGGACCAACGGUAAGUGUGCUUAAUUAAAUGUAGAAAAAAUUUUCAAAUUUUCUUUUUUACUAAACUUUAUUUUAGCCGCGUAACCGAACGUAUGUUAAACCUGAUGGUACAACCCUUACGAAAAUAUCCAAUAAGUCGUGAAGAACAAGUUUUGUUAACUGUUCUAACGGUUUUUGCACCAGCAAGUCUUUCAAACCUAACGCCAGAUGGUCAGGAAAGUGUAAAGUACAUUCGCAAACACUACACAAUGUUGUUGUACAAGUUACUGGUACGCAUUGCCAACGUUGAAUCCCGAAGCGAAUGGGCUAGUGCCCGCGUAGGACACUUUUUCACACUGUUAGCUUCAAUUACGGUAGGUUUUUAGUAAAGCAUUUUUUUGAAGGGGUUAAGAUCAGAUUUUUAUAUCUUAAAUGAUCUAAAUUACAUAUUUUUUCAGGAAUUAGUUCGUCUUUCAGCUGACAACGUUCGCUUUAACGAAGUCUUCAAUGUUACUGGCUUCGGUGGUGGAACAGCAGUGGCACGCAACUUUUACGAUACAUAUGAUCGUGAUACUGGUUUCUAA